AUGAAUAUCAGAACCAAGUUAACCUGUCAAAAACUGUUUGCUGAAUUCCUAUGCAGCCUGAUAUUCGGAUUUGCUGUCUACAGCGCCGUAUUGAACACAAAGGCGAGCGAGAACCCAGCCCCAAGCACGGCCGUUGGCCUCACAGUCGCAUUCAGCAGCAUCGCCCUGAUCUACACGUUCUGCGACCACUGUGCUUCGCACUUCAACCCAGCCAUCACAAUCGCAGCCCUGGUCACUGGCAAGCUCGACCUGGCCCUUGGAAUCGGUUACGUCAUCGCCCAGCUCCUCGGCUUCUUCAUCGCCUCCCUCCUGGCCGUCCUCUGCUUCCCAUACGGAUACAGCAAGACACUCGAUCUCAUUACGCCUGGUGCCGUNGUCUACAGCGCCGUAUUGAACACAAAGGCGAGCGAGAACCCAGCCCCAAGCACGGCCGUUGGCCUCACAGUCGCAUUCAGCAGCAUCGCCCUGAUCUACACGUUCUGCGACCACUGUGCUUCGCACUUCAACCCAGCCAUCACAAUCGCAGCCCUGGUCACUGGCAAGCUCGACCUGGCCCUUGGAAUCGGUUACGUCAUCGCCCAGCUCCUCGGCUUCUUCAUCGCCUCCCUCCUGGCCGUCCUCUGCUUCCCAUACGGAUACAGCAAGACACUCGAUCUCAUUACGCCUGGUGCCGUAUCAGACGAGAUAUCGGACCACAACAUCUUCUGGGCCGAAUUCAUCCUCUCAUUCAUCCUGGUCUUCGUUGCAUUUGAAGUCGGAAUAAACGCAGUCAGGGAGCCAGGGGUGACUCUCUUCGUAGGCGAGACGCAGAUUGAUCGAAGCAAGUUUGCUCCUCUCACAAUUGGAUCCACUCUUGGAUUUCUGGCAUUUCUGGCCUCGUCCACUUCUGGUGGCGCAUUCAACCCGGGAAUCGUCUUUGGGCCGUCGAUUGCAGGUGGCAACUUCGAAUAUUUCUGGCAGUUUGUUGUGGCCGAAUUGUGUGGUGGACUCCUAGGCGGAUUGGUGCAAGUCUUCCUUCUCUUUAAAUAA
Enterospora canceri is the source of this 1029-nucleotide messenger RNA. The record is from the annotation of a GenBank genome assembly. Lineage: Eukaryota; Fungi; Microsporidia; Enterocytozoonidae.